CUCGGUCUGCAAUUCUCGCAUCUCCUCUGAAGUAGGUAUUUUCAUUGUUGAGUGUUGGGUGCUGGCGCUCAGUGGUGGCGACUCCGUUUGUGCACCCGUCCGGAACCCCCGUCGAUUCUGCCACUGGCAGGUUAGGUUCCAUCCGCAUCCGAGGCUAGGCAGCGUUAGUUAUCCACAUUCGGCCCUCGUUCGCCAUGCGGCGCUCCUGGGGCGCGUUGUUUAAUUCGAGUAGGAGCCCCGAGGCAGCGGAGCCCGCUGGGGCCUAUCGAAAUAAGACCUCUGGUUGCAACCACAUCUCGCCUACUACGGCUCCAGCCGUUGAUUCGCCUUCUCCUCUCAACCACUCAUCGCGCUCACCCUCACCAUCUCAGCCGUCGACGCCCAGCUCGGCUUUCUCUGGCCACCCGGCCCCCCGCUGGAUUGCUAUCGCAACCUCCGACAGAAAUUCUCCCGCAUCCGCCUGGUGUGCGGGCGACGACAACAGCCGCAUUUGCGACAAGCUUGGUGACGCCGACCACGGCUUAGAGAACUUCGCAGACCUCGUUAUCGACGCCGACGCCGACGCCGACGCCAUGACGACCGGCCCCGAUCUCGGCUCGGCCAGUGGCCGCAGUCGCCAGGACUCGUUCGUCAGCGCAGGCGCAAAGCCCAUCUCGAUGACCAACCCCAAUCGUGAGCAUGCCAACCGCGGUCGGCGCGAAAGCCUUGCAGGUAGCAUGAUGGGCGGAAUGAGCUGGGGAGGCAUUUCGGUCGGGAGUUUCAUCCGGGAAGACAUGGUGAUGACAGGCACUUCGCCAUACAUUAACAAUCAGUCCUCCUCGUUUCACUCGUCUUCGUACAUCCCUAGGCUAGAGGCAAGCUUCAUGCGCGACUUUACCUGCUGCGACCGAACAUGGCCGACACUCCAUGACCUCCUCCAGCACUACGAAGAGAACCACCACCCAACGGCGACGCCCACCGCGUCGAGGGACGCCUUCGGUAUGCCUCAAGCCAAUUCUCGCGGCCCCGCUAGUCGUGCGGGGUCAGCUGUGCCGUCUGCUGGGAGAACGCAGCAGGCUUCACAGUCUCUGCAAGGGUUUCCGCAGCAGCGCCAAGUCGGCCUGGGCAUGGGGAUGGGCGGCAUCGGCCAAAUGAUGCGACAACAGCAGCAGCAGCAGCAGCAGCAGCAAGCGACGACGUCGUCGCAGAGGGUUAGUUCGUUGUCGCACAUGAAUGACGAGAUGGAUGCGGUGGGCGAUAUGGAACUGGACGAGGCCGUUGGGCCGAUGGACAUGGACGACAACACGCGGACAAUCCAGCAAACACGCCAACUCUUUGGGCAGCAACAGCGGCCGCAGCUGCAUCUGAACAGCUCCGGUCUUCCUCACCAAGCGCUCCGAACCUCGCAGCCUCCGACACCAGCGGCUGUUAGCUUUGGCUUCCAAAACAACCCGACCGUUUCAUCAGUCAACACACCUACUCUGGCGACACAGCAAGGCUUACCGCAACGAGACCCGUUCUCUCAGAACGGCGACGGUGAUGACGAUGACGAAAUUCCUGGCAUGCCGAUGAGGAUGAAUCUUGGGAACAUGAACCUGGGUGGCUCGCAACUGGGAGGCCUGGCCUUCGGUGCCAUGGGCACCAUCGAUGACCCCGCCAAGCGUCUCUUCAGUCCCGGGGGAACUACUCAGAUGACCAGCCAGCAGCGAGCACUUGACCAGCAACUCCAGCUGCAGCAACAGUUACAGCAGCAUCUACAGGCCAUGAACCUGGAUUUGAGCCAGUUCCCAGCCGGGACCGACCCCGCUUUGAUCCUACAGCAGAUGACGGCCUUGAUGAUGCCCCCCGCCGAAGAGCAUAAGCCCUUCAGAUGUCCCGUCAUUGGUUGUGAGAAGGCAUACAAGAAUCAAAACGGCUUGAAAUACCAUAAGACUCACGGACAUUCCACCCAACAACUCCAUGAAAACGGAGAUGGCACCUUCUCUAUCGUUAACCCGGAGACCAGUACUCCAUAUCCCGGGACUCUAGGCAUGGAGAAGCAGAAGCCUCACAAGUGCGACGUCUGUGGGAAGCGGUACAAGAAUCUUAAUGGACUCAAAUACCACAAACAACACUCGCCUAUGUGCGAUCCUGAUCUCCGGGCUCAACACCAAUCUCUCCUGUCUACCAUGAUGCAGAAUCCCGCAACAUUCCUUGCGCUUCAGCAGGGGCUGCCCAACAUCAACGAAGACACGAUGCUCUGAACGGCAAGAACCCGAACGAUUCUUGCAUC
Molecule: messenger RNA, 2251 nt
Organism: Chaetomium strumarium
Lineage: Eukaryota; Fungi; Ascomycota; Sordariomycetes; Sordariales; Chaetomiaceae
Exons: 4
Coding region: 195-2222 (675 amino acids)
Cellular component (GO): nucleus
Source: RefSeq, a predicted model, not a curated record